AUGAGCAUCGGCUCACUAAACCACCACCACCACCAACUCAGCAAUACCUCUGCAACAACCACAACACCAUGCAAAACCAAUAUAAUCACCAUCUCACAUCUCGCGUCUCGCGCCGUACGGCCCCAUCCCACAGAGCCGCUUACACCUGCCGAACCCUCCAACCCCAUCAUCACACCACCUCACCAAUCCCAUCCCAUCCCAUCACGGCCAUCUCACCCCAUCUCCCCCAUCGGCACCCGCCGCACCGCCCAUCACCCUUACCAUUUCCUACAUCCAUCCCUACACAGUACCGUACGUGCCGACCCUCACUCCCGCCGCACCCAUCUUACUAUAAGGGUUCUUAACAUCCCUACCACGAGCCGCCGCUGCCAAGCCCCCUUCCCAAAGAGCCUCAAACCGCUUACCCCCCCCUGUCAUACGCCUAAUUAG
This is a messenger RNA of Bipolaris zeicola 26-R-13, 429 nucleotides long. RefSeq lists its product as uncharacterized. Lineage: Eukaryota; Fungi; Ascomycota; Dothideomycetes; Pleosporales; Pleosporaceae. The transcript has a single exon. The record is from RefSeq and is a predicted model, not a curated record. Bases 1 to 429 code for a protein of 142 amino acids.